Messenger RNA from Xenopus tropicalis (tropical clawed frog), 1301 nucleotides. RefSeq names its product tyrosine-protein kinase Srms gene 2 (gene srms.2). The annotation marks the transcript as partial. Gene Ontology annotation, cellular component: membrane. The transcript is spliced from 6 exons. The record is from RefSeq and is a predicted model, not a curated record. Lineage: Eukaryota; Metazoa; Chordata; Amphibia; Anura; Pipidae. Gene Ontology annotation, molecular function: ATP binding; protein kinase activity; nucleotide binding.
AGAUCCGAAGACUGUGGCAGAAGAAGGGGAGAAAACCUGAAGAAAGCCAAGAAGACACGAGCGGGACACUUAAAGGCACAGCGGGACUAUGCUGUAGCCCAGCAAAGUGACCAGUGGGAAAGGCCUCGCAGUGAGUUCAAGCUGGUUAAGCACCUGGGAGCAGGAGAUUUCGGAGAAAUAUGGGAAGGCCUCUGGAAUAACAAGGAUAAAGUGGCCAUAAAGACCUUCAAACGAGCAAAUGAGAGUCAUUUUAAAAAUGAGGUCAACGCUCUCAAGACCUUGUGUCACAAGAACCUGAUCCAACUUUAUGCAGUUUGUUCAGUAGGAGAACCGGUCUAUAUAGUCACUGAGCUCAUGGCUAAAGGAAGCCUCCUGCAGUUCUUAAAAGGUAAUGAAGGACCUUGGUUAACAGAUGCUAAUUUCAUGCACAUCAUCUCUCAGGUGGCAGAGGGGAUGGCCCAUCUAGAGAACAAGCAUAUACUUCAUAUUAACUUGGGCGCUCGUAAUGUGCUUGUGGGGGAGGAACUGUUGUGCAAGAUUGCAGAUUUCGGGUUGGCCAGAAUACUCAAGAAUGAUUUCUACUUAAUUGAAAAAGACACAAGUGUCCCAAUUAGAUGGACUGCCCCCGAGGUGCUGACAGAUGACAGAUACACUGCGAAGUCUGAUGUUUGGUCAUUUGGAAUUUUCAUGUAUGAAGUCUUCAUGUUGGGACGAACGCCCUACCCAGGAAUGAGUAACCAGGAAGUGAAAGAUAAAGUCCCAUCAGGAUACAGACUCCCCAAGCCGGAUGACUGUAGCCCCGAUAUUUACAUGUUGAUGUUGGAAUGUUGGCAGGAAGAACCAAACCGAAGGCCGAGCUUCUUUGACCUUGUGGAGAAACUGACUGCCAUCCAGCGUAGCCUCCAGUGAGAGUCAUGGUGUAUCUAAGAGCCGGCGGUUAGCAGACUGCCUGUAUUAUACAGCUGUAUUUGUGCUUAAUACUGAAGGGCUCAUUGAUGACCAGACUUGUGUAGAACUAAAUGGACGCAACGUGUGGGGAAAUGAACCCCGUUUGUAUCAUUGCACUUCUGCCCAUUUACCUGGGGCCCAUGUACCUGCCCAGUCGCUGAACUAUAGCAAGAAUGGGAAAGUUGUGCUCAACCCCUACAUGUUAAACCAUUUGUCGGGGGCAAUGAGGCCGUGACCACAAAAUUCAUACAGAGAGAAACAAGACCCCUCUGCACUGACCCAUUAUCAAUAUAUACAGGGCAUUAAGCCAUUCUGUGCAUUAAGCUACUAAGAAAUGCCCUCCCCUUCAAGCA